This is a messenger RNA of Pieris macdunnoughi, 507 nucleotides long. The record is from the annotation of a GenBank genome assembly. NCBI's taxonomy places the organism in Eukaryota, Metazoa, Arthropoda, Insecta, Lepidoptera, Pieridae.
AUGGUCACAAAAUAUUUGUUCACGAUUCUCGCCAUCGCUGCCAGCACUGCUUUCGCUGAAAGUUGCCAAAACCCACAAGUAGAAGCCGCAUCUUUCACAAGUUUAGAUGCGACGGUAGUGACACAAAUCGCUUAUAUUACAGAAUUUACAUUAAAAUGUGAUAAUCCUUUGCCUGCAAAUUACGCUUUAUAUGCGGAGGUCGAUGGGAAAUCCUUGACUGCGGCGCGUAUUGGAGAAAAUAAGUACCAGGUAUCCUGGACUGAAGAGCCUUCUAAGGCACGCUCAGGCGUCCAUGAAGUCCGCAUCUUGGAUGAGGAAGGUUUUGCUUCUCUACGCCGUGCUCGCCGCAGUGACCCAGCAGCUGCAGUUGCACCAUUGUUGGCUAUACAACUUAACCACCCAGGAAGCUACUCUGGACCCUGGGUUAACUCUGAAGUACUCGCGACGGCUCUUUCUGUUAUUGUUGCAUACACAGCUCUCCGUAACAAGGGAAACAUUCUAGCUUAG